This is a messenger RNA of Hevea brasiliensis (rubber tree), 1186 nucleotides long. RefSeq names its product zinc finger A20 and AN1 domain-containing stress-associated protein 8. The record is from RefSeq and is a predicted model, not a curated record. The coding region runs from base 234 to 752 and encodes 172 amino acids. The transcript has 3 exons. Lineage: Eukaryota; Viridiplantae; Streptophyta; Magnoliopsida; Malpighiales; Euphorbiaceae. Gene Ontology annotation, molecular function: DNA binding; zinc ion binding.
UCUUUAGAAAUCUCUCUCUCUCUCUUACAGAGAAAGGAGGUCACCAAACGCCUCUCUCUCUCGCUCUCUCUCUCUCUUACAGAGAAAGGAGGUCACCAAACGCCUCUUUCUAUCUCUCCCUCUUUCUCUGGCUCUGCUCUUCUCUCUCUCCCUCCUCUGCAAUCUGUUUUGAGCGAAGAGAUCGGUUCAAGGAAUCGUUUUCAAUAAGGAACAAGUUUCAGGAGAGGUAAAAGAUGGACCAUGAUGAGACAGGAUGUCAAGCUCCUCCUGAACGCCCAAUUUUGUGUAUUAACAAUUGUGGCUUCUUUGGAAGUGCAGCCACGAUGAACAUGUGUUCCAAAUGCCAUAAAGAUAUGCUGUUGAAACAGGAGCAGGCUAAGCUCGCUGCAUCAUCUGCUGGAAAUUUUGUUAAUGGAUCAUCAAGCAACAGUGUGGAACAACCUGUUGUUGUUGACACUAUUGACGUUCAAGUCAACAAAGUGGAGUCAAAUAGCAUCUCUGUGCAGCUGUCCUGUGCUUCAGGGCUGGGGGAGAGUGUUGAGGCAAAGCCAAAGGAAGGUCCAAGCCGGUGCAGCACUUGCAAGAAACGGGUUGGUUUAACAGGGUUCAAGUGUCGAUGUGGCAACUUUUUCUGUGCAUCUCAUCGCUACUCGGACAAACACAACUGCCCAUUUGAUUAUCGCAAUGCGGCACGUGAGGCUAUAGCAAAAGCCAACCCCAUUGUCAAGGCUGAGAAGCUUGAUAAGAUCUAGAUCAAAUGGGGUGAAGUUUCAUGUACUGGAACUUGAUGAUCAUUUUGUCUUUUGAGGCUUCUGAGUUGGCCAAGUAUCUUAGCAGGUGUCCUUCUGUAUUGUUGUGUAUGGGAGAAGCAAGGCAGCAUAGGACAUCUCUCUGCAAAAUGAAGGACUCUAUAUCUUGUGAUUGGCGAGAGUUUAUAUGUUGCCUCCAGUGUUAUUAAGUCUAAAUCUGUGCUGGUUUGAUGGACUUUGUCAUGGUUAGGUUUGUACUGUGUCAUCUUGUUUCAUAUAGCAUUUCGCAGGUAGUACGUCAAAAUGGCUUGUGCAAUUUCUAGAAGAUAUAUGGAAGUCAUCCAUGGACGCUCAUGUGCGUAGCUUCGUAAAUUUAAAUUAUGGCUUCCAUGGCAUUAAAUUUGCUAUAAUUGAAUCCCUUUUAUGGUUUGCAAUUA